This is a messenger RNA of Suillus discolor, 1411 nucleotides long. RefSeq lists its product as uncharacterized. The transcript is spliced from 5 exons. The record is from RefSeq and is a predicted model, not a curated record. Bases 359 to 1276 code for a protein of 305 amino acids. Lineage: Eukaryota; Fungi; Basidiomycota; Agaricomycetes; Boletales; Suillaceae.
CAUCAGACGCAGUGAUGUUGUCUCCUCGACGAUACUAGUCAGACCUUGAUAUGCAGAAGCUUGGAAGGCGGUCACGGUCGUUCCUUCUUUAUCGAGGCGGUGAUGGGCUGUUCAAAAUUCCCAAUUGACUGAUCCGAUCAAUGCCCCAAGGCAUUCCGAAGCACUCCUCGAAUCGGAUCUGUUGACCCGUUCAAGAUUCGCCAGUUGCAGCACUCUUAGCUGUCCGUCCCCGUUCGCAAAGCUUGGCAUUUAAUCUCGAGUGCUAGUGGCCCCGUUCCACAUGCGGUUCCCUGUGAUUGAUUGAUGGCAAGAGUACGUUUAAAAACCUCGGUUUCUCGAUCCUGGUCGAGGGUUGGCAAUGUUUACCGAAUCACCGUCAGAACGCCAGCUCGAUGGCAUAUCCCUCCUGAGCUUAACACUUUUUACAGCCAUUUGCUACGGGACUGUAUUGACCAUCUACAUCCAGUGCCUCUUUUCAUUGGUCCACAGUCCAAUGCGCCGGGCUCCCGGAUCACGACUAUUUUUCCUUGGCUAUACGUCCGUCAUGUUUAUUCUUGAAACGUUCUAUGCUGCUGCAAAUCUUCAAAGAGUUUGGAUAGCAUUCGUUGUAAAGUGGGGCUCGCCCAUGAAUUCAACGAGUUACGAGAUUGAUUUAUGGAGUGAUUGGGCCAGUACAGCAGCAAUGGCGUGCUAUAUCAUCUCCAAUUGGUUGGCGGAUGCGCUUACGCUUGUGCGCUGUAUUAUCUUGUUUCGAAACAUGAAAAACACAAGAUGGCUGAUCCCUAUCCCAUGCAGCGUGUUCCUUGUUGUCAUUGUGACUUCUAUUAGUCUGUUUGUGAAUACAACAGAAGUGACCAAGUCAAUGGAAGCAAUGUCCAAAGCCUACUGCAUCUUUGUUGUGGUCGAUCUCUCCUUUAAUGUUAUCACGACGUCAUUGAUAACCACUUGCAUCAUGAUGCACCGCACGAAGCUCAGGAAAUCGACAGGAACUCAUGACCAUGGGAGGGAGUACAUCAAUAUCAUCGCGAUGACCGCUGAAUCUUGUAUGAUUUCCGCGAUUAGCCCGAUCGUCUAUCUCGUCCUCUACGCGAUGGAUAACUUUGUACAGUAUCCACUCAUGGUCAUCCAGAACCAAAUGCAGGUCAUUGCGUUCUUUGUAUUGAUCUUGAGAAUCAUUCAAGGGAAAACGUGGACAAGACGGGCAGAUGUUGAUAUCACUUCUCAUUCGCUUCCAAGUGAAGGACUUUCCUUCCAGCGACAGCGGACUUCGUCUUAGUGUUCGUUCUUCUAAGGCAUUCACUCUUGUGUUCGCUUACAGAAAUCCAGAUUACCACUAAAUAGCUCCAUCACGAGCCUAACAUACUGUUACACCUACGUAAUGUACAGAACUGUCAGAAUAUUCACACAGCCC